Messenger RNA from Triticum dicoccoides, 1453 nucleotides. RefSeq lists its product as uncharacterized. The record is from RefSeq and is a predicted model, not a curated record. The coding region runs from base 386 to 1321 and encodes 311 amino acids. The transcript has 2 exons. Lineage: Eukaryota; Viridiplantae; Streptophyta; Magnoliopsida; Poales; Poaceae.
AUCACAAUUUGCCGAUCCAUUAAACUAAGAAACCAUUCUGCUGACUCGAAACCCACGAGAGGCAGCCGGCAGCCACUUCCAUUUUGUACUUAAUUGCAGCCAUUAGUCAGCCAUGAUCGGAUCCUGGCCCGGUGCUCUGCAUGUGCUGCCCCGGCGCUAAUCUUAAUCCGCAACAAAUCAUCUGAAGCAAUUCAAGCUAGAAUCGAGGAGUGCAACGGGGAGAAUCUUUCCAAGAACCCAGGCAGACAAAACCAACUGAGAGAGCAUCUGUGGAGCAGCUGCGUGUGGAGGAACUUUUCAGAUAUAUAUAGAUAGAUAGAUAGAUUGCUCACCCGCAAAAAAAAAAAAGAUAGAUAGAUUGCUGGGAGCGAGAGACCGAGGAGCGAUGGGGUGCAUCUCCUCCAAGGUACUGAGCAGGUCGGGGAGCCUGCGGGAGAAGGCCAAUCAGGGGCUCCAGAGGAGCAGCCUGGUCGAGGAGAUCAUCCUCUCCAACUCCAAGAGAAACGGCGACCAGUUCCUCGCCCUCCUCCGCACCUCCAGCUCCGCCGCCAGGAGCAGCAAGGUCGACGCCGUCGAGCAGAGCCCGGAGCCCGCCUCGGCGGCGGCCAAGAUCGAGACGAUCAACGUGUCUGACCUUCUCGCCGGGCUGGAGGAGGAGAACACCGCGGAAGGUGCCGAGGAGCGGGACGAUGAUCGGAAAUCAGACGGCGGCAAAACUUCGUCGCUUCGGUAUGCAUACGAUGUCACCGCCGGGAGGGCGGUCAGCUUCCGCACGCUGGAGGAGUUCGACGCGCUGGUUUCGCGGUGCGGCUCGCCGGAGAAAGCGGAGCCUGCACCAGCACCAGCGCCUGAACCAGACGCGUCGGUGGAGGUGGAGCCGCAGGCGCAGAGCAGCUGCACGGAGCAAGACGCGAUGGCCACCGCCAGCAGCGCUCCGGAACUAGGGGAGACGCCCGGCGGCGCGAAGAGGCGGGCCAGGGCGAGGCAGCUCGGUGAGCUGAGCGCGGCGCCGGGCUUCGACUUCAGCAAGUCCGGCAGCCUGAGGGACUGGCUGCUCGGCGGCGGGCAGAUGUUCUCGCCGGGCUCCUACGUCACGCCCAAGUUCGGCAGCGUACCGGCGGCACCGCCCGAGUCGGCAGAACACGGAGAGCGCGCGGUGUUUGAUCCGGAGCUGGUGGCGCAGCUGGAGGAGGCCAUGGAGGAGCUCUCGGUGGACGAGGAGCGCGUGCUGAGGGAGGUCUUGGAGGUAAUCGAAGCGGGAGAAACACAGAGGUUGGAGAGGGAUGCCCCGGAAGUGUUGGCGGUGAUUGUGCAGGAUUAGGCGUCAGCUUGAUGAUGAUUUUGGUAGCUUUUGUUGCCGUUCUAGAGUGCUUGUGAUGUGAUUUGUGAAUCCUUUCUAAGGAGAAAUGUACAGCAAAGAUUUUUUUUAUUUAAUUUUUUCGUGUUGUUUCUC